This is a messenger RNA of Aphis gossypii (cotton aphid), 767 nucleotides long. It is a transcript of the gene Atg12, whose product is annotated as ubiquitin-like protein ATG12. Gene Ontology annotation, cellular component: cytoplasm; Atg12-Atg5-Atg16 complex; phagophore assembly site membrane. The transcript is spliced from 3 exons. Bases 315 to 638 code for a protein of 107 amino acids. The record is from RefSeq and is a predicted model, not a curated record. NCBI's taxonomy places the organism in Eukaryota, Metazoa, Arthropoda, Insecta, Hemiptera, Aphididae. Gene Ontology annotation, biological process: C-terminal protein lipidation; autophagy of mitochondrion; autophagosome assembly.
UAGUUAAGUUGUAACUACUAUAACCAGUAAAAUAUACUCAUUCAAGUAAAAUAAUUUAUGUUACACUUUGUAGUUUGUACCUAUCUUAUUUAACUUCCUAGUUACUAUUUACUGUCUACAACUAGUAAUUUUUAAACUAUAAAUCAAGACUCUUAAUUAUGUUUAUCGUUUGGACCUCAUAAACUUUUUCCAUAUUAUUUUAAGUCUUUAUUUUCAUGAUGUGCAAAAUAUAAAAGUAUUAGUUAUGUGUGUUAUGAUACAGAAAUAUUUGAUUUUCAAAAAUCUAUAACAACUAUUUGUAUUAAAUAUUUAUCAUGGAUGAAGAACUUACUAAUGAAUGUAAUACUGCCAAAGUUGUUACUGAAAACAAAGAAAAAAUUGAGAUAUUAUUGAAAGCAACCGGUAAUGCACCAAUUCUCAAGACAAAAAAAUGGAUGGUUGAAAAAGAAAAGACAGUGGCAUCUAUUAAUGAUUUUUUACGUAAAUUAUUAAAACUAGAACCAUCUGAUAGUUUGUUCUUGUAUGUGAAUCAAGCAUUUGCUCCAUCACCUGAUCAGACAAUGAAAAAUUUAUAUGAUUGUUACAACACAGACGGUCGUCUUGUAUUACAUUAUUGUAAAACUCAAGCUUGGGGGUGAGAUCAUAAAUUUCACAAAAUUACAUUUUGUUUCUUAGGAAUUAAAAAUCGUUUAAUUUGUGACAUUGUAUUAUAAGUUAUUAUAAUUUAUAAAAUUGUUAAUAAAUAUACAAAUUGUUUAUAAAAACAA